This is a messenger RNA of Trichomonas vaginalis G3, 873 nucleotides long. Its product is annotated as peptidase S8/S53 domain domain-containing protein. Gene Ontology annotation, molecular function: serine-type endopeptidase activity. Gene Ontology annotation, biological process: proteolysis. The record is from RefSeq and is a predicted model, not a curated record. The transcript has a single exon. NCBI's taxonomy places the organism in Eukaryota, Parabasalia, Trichomonadida, Trichomonadidae. Bases 1 to 873 code for a protein of 290 amino acids.
AUGAUUUCAUCAAACGAUGAAUACCCAUUCUAUAUCAAAAACACAGGUGCAAACAAUGGCAUUCCAAACGAAGACAUUGAUGUCUUGCCUGUUUGGAAUAAAAAUAUAAAAGGCAAAGGAAUUCAUAUCCGAUUUUACAUUCCUGGGUGCAACGCUAAACACGAGGCAUUUGGAGAUCGAUAUUAUGAGAACAUGUCAUAUAAUUACGAAUCUAAAAAUCGAAAUGUAUCAAUUGCGGAAGAAACAGAUUUAAUUCUCGGCACUUCAGCUGUAAGUAUCGCAACAGCAGGUCUUGGAAAAGGACAUUACGCAGGAGUGGCGCCAGAAAGUACGUUUUCUGUUAUAGUUCCCAAUAAUAAAGACGUCAACAUUCAAAAUUACUUAGAUAAACUUAAAGUAACUAUAUCAACAGAGGAUAUUAUUGUCGAUCAAUCCACUUUUUGCAACUUUCCAUGGAUUACAUCUCAUCAUUAUUUUUACUAUCGCUACCUAGAAUUCAUUGACUCAUUUCUAAGGACGUAUGUUACAGGAAGAAUCUACCACGGUAUAGGUUAUUGUAUUCCUACUCGUCCACAACGUGAUAUGCCUCAUUUAUUUAUACAUUAUCCGCAUGUGUUGCAAGUUGCAGCAUGUGAUGUGAGAGGCGGAAUUGGUUCUAACCAUCAGCAUGACUUUGCGACCGUUGUUUGUGCUCCAUCUACAGGGCUUCCAAAUGAUGAUUUUUAUCCUGAUUUUCCUUCAGCGAAAUACAACAAUUUAACAGGAGAAAACAACUAUUCUCGGUUCUGUGAAGCUUCCGUUGCAGCGGGAGUUGCAGCUUUAUUGAUUCAAAAUAAUCCAAAUUAUCCGCAAGAGAUAUUCUAUGGAUUUUAG